AUGACCACUUCAGAGAUCAAGGUUGAAGUCAUCCACAAGGAAACAAUUAAACCAUCCUCACCAACUCCUCGCCACUUCAAAACCCUCAAACUUUCUGUCUUUGAUCAGAUUGCUUCCGAUCUUUACGUUCCGCUUCUGUUCUUCUAUCGACGCCAUAAUUCUUCAGUCCCUUCUGCUGAAAUAUCCAAUAUUCUAAAAACAUCAUUAUCUAAAACUCUAACUCUCUUUUAUCCCUGGGCAGGCCAAUUCCAAUAUAAUGAUUCAAUCGGCUGCAAUGACCGUGGGGCUGAGUUUCUUGAAGCCCAAGUCAACUGUCCGAUAUCAAAGAUUUUGGACAAUCCGGAUGCUCAUCAAAUGCUAUUUAAGCAACUUCUUCCAGCUGAGCAUAUGGGAUUAGCAAGAGCUGCAGGAUCAGGCAAUCUUAUACUAGUCCAGGCCAGCUUCUUUGAAUGCGGUGGGGUAGCAAUCGGGGCCAGUAUUUCUCACAAGGUCGCCGAUGCCAUUACAGGCAGCACAUUCAUUAAUACUUGGGCUGCAUUUGCCUUUGGCUCAUCAGUCGUCAGUAGUACUACUACUGGUGAUCAUCAAGAGGUGGUGAAGUUUCCCGCUCCAAAAAUAUUUGGUGUCCCAGCUUCGCUCUUCCCUCCACUAGAUUUCCUAAACACACACCACCCCGUCGUGGAAUAUGCUAAAGAAAAGUGUAUGACAAGGAGAUUUCUGUUUGGUGCCUCAGAGAUUGCUGCUCUCAAGUCCAAAUCUGCAAGCUCCACCGUGCCAAAUCCUUCAUGCGUUGAAGUUGUGUCCGCUCUCGUUUGGAAAUGCGCAAUGGAAGCAUCAAGAUCAAACUCGGGUUUUAUGAAGCCCUCCGUAUGGUGCCAAGCGGUGAAUAUGCGUGAAAUAUUAGCUAAGCCCUUGGCGGACAAAAACUUAUUGGGAAGUCUUGUGGGGUUUGUUGAUUAUUGA
Molecule: messenger RNA, 963 nt
Organism: Malus domestica (apple)
Lineage: Eukaryota; Viridiplantae; Streptophyta; Magnoliopsida; Rosales; Rosaceae
Product: diaboline synthase-like
Source: RefSeq, a predicted model, not a curated record